This is a messenger RNA of Colletotrichum graminicola M1.001, 330 nucleotides long. RefSeq lists its product as uncharacterized. Gene Ontology annotation, cellular component: cytosol. The transcript has 2 exons. Bases 1 to 330 code for a protein of 109 amino acids. Gene Ontology annotation, molecular function: aldose reductase (NADPH) activity. The record is from RefSeq and is a predicted model, not a curated record. NCBI's taxonomy places the organism in Eukaryota, Fungi, Ascomycota, Sordariomycetes, Glomerellales, Glomerellaceae.
AUGUCUCUCGCCACGCACUUCACCCUGAACACGGGAGCGAGAAUCCCCGCCACCGCCCUGCGCUCCGGCUACCGCCACAUCGACUGCGCCGCCGUCUACCGCAACGAGACGGAGGUCGGCGAGGGCAUCCGCAAAAGCGGCGUGCCGCGGUCCGACAUCUUCAUCACCGGGAAGCUGUGGAACACCAAGCACGCGCCCGAAGACGUCGAGUCCGGCGUGGAAAGGCAGACGAGAUGGGGCUUUGACAUCUUCCAGGAGCUCGGGGAGGAGGAGGUCAAGCGCGUCGCGCAAGAGACGGGGCCCGAGAACUUGAAAAAGUUCACUGUUUAG